CUCCCUCCCUCGCCCGGCGGACUACAAGCCCCAGCCGGCACUGCGGGCGGGGUCCCCGCGAGCAUGCGCAGUAAGCCGCCCCCCUGUGGGAGUGUUCGAGAUUUAAAUAAACAAGGAGCAACAUGGCGGCGCUUUGGCUCGGCUUAUUUAGGCAAACGAAGGUCAGGAUACUGGCGGCUUCCUUCGACUAACAGCCCCGCGCCGGUUGUGGACAUCACUGGCAAAGCUGGCAUUAUUGAAAAUCCCGAAUUGCCCCUGAACCGAGGAGAUAGUUAAGUUGCAUGUAGACAAGACCAGAAUCCUCGUCUCCAAAAACUACUUCAGUGUUCUUUUGCUGACCUCCCUAUUUAAACUCUCCACAAGACUCCACUUAUAUCCAACUUGUGUCCAGUGUCUUUCUGUGCUUCAGCAUGAAGCGAUGCCACAUGAUGACUGAAGGCAUUAUUAUAAGAAGUUACAGGAUCAUCGAGAUAUUUACAGAUUAAAGCUGAGUUGCUGAUAUGUGUUUAAAAUGAGUGGACCUGGAGAAAACGCUUUGGAUCCGGUGAAUUCUGAUUCAAGGAAACGAAAACUUUCUUCCUUUGAUGCUCAGGGCUCAAGUGUGAACUGCAGCAUUGAAAAGCGUCGUCGUGAACAAGAGAGCAAAUACAUUGAGGAGCUGGCUGAACUAAUCUCAGCUAACCUAAGUGACAUUGACAACUUCAAUGUCAAACCUGAUAAAUGUGCAAUCUUGAAAGAAACAGUGAGACAGAUUCGUCAGAUAAAAGAGCAAGGAAAAGCAUCUUCAAAUGAAGAUGAUGUCCAAAAAGCAGAUGUAUCUUCAACAGGACAAGGAGUAAUUGACAAAGAUUCAUUGGGACCCCUGUUGCUCAAGGCACUGGAUGGCUUUCUGUUUGUGGUCAAUCGAGACGGAAACAUUGUUUUUGUGUCUGAAAAUGUUACCCAGUACCUUCAGUACAAACAGGAGGAGCUUAUGAACACUAGUGUGUAUAAUAUUCUUCACCAAGAGGACCGCGAUGAAUUUCUUCGAAAUUUGCCGAAAUCAGCAGUGAAUGGAGUUUCUUGGGCAAAUGAAACACAGAGGCAGAAGAGUCACACAUUCAACUGUCGAAUGUUAGUGCAGAUUCCUUAUGAUUCUUUGGAGGAGUCAAAUGGAAACCAUGAGCCACGUCAGAAAUAUGAAACCAUGCAGUGCUUUGCACUCUCCCAGCCUAAGGCUGUAACUGAAGAAGGUGAAGAUCUUCAGUCCUGUAUGAUUUGUGUAGCGAGACGGAUUACACCAGUGGAAAGAUCACAAUUCCCCACCAGUCCUGAAAGCUUUGUCACAAGACAUGACAUGACAGGCAAGAUAACUUCAAUUGAUCCAAGUUCCCUACGUGCCUCGAUGAAGCCAGGUUGGGAAGAUCUUGUGAGAAGAUGCAUUCAGAGAUUCUUUCACCAUAAUGAUGGACAGCCCUGGUCAUUGAAAAGACAUUACCAAGAAGCCUUGAUGCAAGGUCAAGCUGAGAGUCCACUUUAUCGGUUCUCCUUGUCAGAUGGCACUGUAGUUACUGCACAAACCAAGACCAAGCUUUUGCGUAACCCAGCGUCCAAUGAAUCCCUUGGCUUUGGCUCCACACAUCUGCUCCAAAGGGAACAGAAUGGUUGCAGGUUGAAUCAAACCAACAUGGGGCAAGAAAUGAUGAAGACACUUGCCACAGCAAAUGCAAAUUCUACAGGGAAUAUGAAUAUGUCAUCAGGGGGAACAGGACAAGGGAUGCCGGUUCAAAACAGCAUGACCUAUGGUGCAAAUAGCUUGAAUGACCCCAGUUCUAUGGGGCAGAUGGGAAGAUUUGGUGCAGGAAGUGGAACUACAAGUGCAAUAAACCUAGGGCCGAGCAUGCAGGCGACUGGUUUACAGGGUAACAACUAUGCACUCACCAUGAACAGCCCCCCACACAGUAGUCCUGGAGUGAACACCACCCAGCAGAACCUGAUGCUUUCACCGAGGCAUCGAGUAAGUCCACGAAUGGGACCCAGUCAAUAUUCUUCAGCUGGUGGGAUCCAAUCACCGGUGGGACAUGUAAACAGCACAGGAACUAGCACCUUCUCUAGUAGUUCCCUCAAUGCACUUCAAGCCAUUAGUGAAGGGUUAGGAGUUUCACUCCUAUCAUCGUUAUCAUCGCCUGGUCAGAAAAUGGAAUCUUCCCCAAAUGUGAGUUUGAUCCAGCAACCAAAGAUGGGUGGCAUGGAUAUAAAAGAGUCUCCUGUCCUUUAUGGGGAACAUAACCAGGUUGAGAGCACAGUAGGUCGACCAGAAAGUAGAGAUGCUCAUUCUGAGCAGAAGAAUGUUAAGGAAGGUAAUCUGAACGUUUUCAGUAACAGUGACAACUUAGAGGGCCAGAGAAGAUUCCAUGAGAACAAAAACCACACAAAGCUUUUGCAGCUGUUGACCUCUCCCUCGGAUGACAUGGGGCUGACCUCUUUAACAAACUCCAACUUGGAUUCCAGUAUUAAGGAUUCCUCUGCAGGCAUCACAAGUCCAACAGGGGUUUCCUCAACCUCGACUACAGCUGGUGCUAGCUCUGCCGCAACUGCAUUGCAUGGCUCUUCUGUACAGGAGAAACACAAAAUUUUGCACAAGCUGCUAAAGAAUGGCAACUCUCCUGCUGAAGUAGCCAAGCUUACUGCAGAGGCUACAGGCAAAGAGUCGUGUCAGGACUCGGGUAGCAUGACACCAGUGGGUGAUGCUGUGAUCAAGCAAGAGCAGAUGAGUCCGAAGAAGAAGGAAAAUGCACUACUGCGCUACCUGUUGGAUAAAGAUGAUCCAAAAGAACUAACUUUAAAGGAUAUUAAGCCCAAAAUAGAAAGAAUGGACAAAAUGGAUCCUUGCAAUGCAGCAAAGAUGUCUGGUUCAAUACAAGUGAAAGAUGAAGUGCGCAUCAAGACUGAACCAACUGACCAGGCAAGCAAUGAAUUGGAUACUUUAGAUGAUAUUCUGGGUGACUUGCCCCAGUAUUACACAGAUUCUGGGAACAGUAGCUCCAUGAUAAACAAACAAGCAAUGUUUCAGGAUGCCAUGGCAUUUGAAAGAGGUCACUCACCUUCCCCAGGGACAUCAAAACAAAUCCGUGGCACUUUAAGCAGUCCACCACCUAUGCAAUCCUCCAGACCUCGGUUUAACCGAGCCAUGUCAUUGGAUGUUAACACUCAGGGCCAGGCCAGUGCAGGAGUUGGCCCAUCUCUAAGAAGCAACACCCCUUAUGGAAUGAUGGCAAAGCAAGCGAUGAUGGCAAACCGAAUGGGAGGCAGCCAAGAGAGUUUUGUGGGGAGUGCAGGUGCGCAAGGCAAUAUGAGUAUUGCUCAGCAAACAGCGAUGGCCACUGGAGAGUGGGGUCUGCAAAACUCUAGUGGAAACACAGGACCUGUGUCCAUGAUCAGACCAGGUGCAGAGUAUAGCUCAUCAAUGCAAAGGGGUGUGGUGGCUAACUCCUCACUUGGAAUGCAGAUGCGAUCUAAUGGCCAGUCCAGUGCAAGAACAUUACUCCAGCAACAGAUGAUGGGAAUGAGAUCUUCAGAAAUGGAUAUGGGAGUUGGAGGUCCCCAGUUUGGGCAACAACAGGGUCCAGCCAAUCCACCUACUUCAUGGCCAGAAGGUGUUCUUCAGAUGGAACAAGGGCCUUCAGGCAAUCAAAACAGGCAACCAUUUGGAAGCUCCCUGGAUGAUCUUCUUUGCCCUCCCACUACUGCCGAAGCUCAGAAUGAUGAGAAGGCUCUACUGGAUCAGUUGGACACGCUGCUGAGCAAUGCAGAUGAAAUGGGGCUGGAAGAAAUUGACAGGGCAUUAGGAAUUCCAGAUCUUAUCAGUCAGGCUCAGCCUCUUGAGGCACACUCAGAAUUGUUCUCGGGACAAGACACAGCCAUAAUGUUAGAACAAAAAGCUAUGUACAGUCAGCCAUUUCCUUCACAGGCUGGUCCAGCACAAGGAUGUUAUCCUUCCAUGCAGGGGCAGCAACCAGGUUUUAAUCCCAUGAUGAAUCAAAUGGGUCAACAAAGCAGCUUUCCCCUUCCCAACAUCCAUGCCAGAGCAAACUUUGCUCGGCAUCGUAUGAUGAAUGCUUCUGCUCCCAAGCAACUUAGAUUUCAACUUCAGCAGAGGUUACAAGGACAACAGCAGCUUAUGAAUCCAAAUCGUCAGUCCCUUGGAGUCAAACUGGAAAAUCCCAGUAUGGUCAAUCCAACUCUCCGACCAGGCAUCCAACAGCAAAUGGUGACACAGGGCUUUCUCAACGCACAGAUGAUGGCCCAGAGACGAGAGCUCUUGAGUCAACAGCUUCGUCAGAGGCAGAUAAUGCAUCGAGCCAUGAUCAUGCGACAGCACCAACAGCAGGGCUUCAGCCCUCCACCCAAUGUAACAGCCCCCACUGGCAUGGAAGCUCCCAUGGGAGGUCCUCAGAUAACUCCGGCGUCACCGCAACAAUUCACAUACCCUGCAAAUUAUGGUAUGAAUCAGCAGACUGAUCCAACUUUUGGCAGGGCUCCCAGCCCCCAUAAUGCACUCAUGUCAAGAAUGGGCCCUUCACAGAAUCCCAUAAUGCAACAUCCUCAGGGUGCUUCUGUCUACCAAACAACCACUGACAUGAAGAGUUGGUCCACGGGAAAUAUGGGUGGAAAUAGUGCUUUUCCACAGCAAUCUCCACAGCAAUUUGGGCAACAGACAAAUGCCAGCACGUACAACAACCUGAUGAAUAUGAACAACAACAUGCCAGUAAAUGCCAGUGGCAACAAUAUGGGUCAGAUGCCAGGGCAAAUGGGCAUGGCUCCAAUGUCUGUGUCAGGGAUAUCAAGCAUGGGUCCAGAACAGAAAUAUUGCUGACAACUCAGGAUGGCUGUUUAUCAAUCCAAAAGGUUAAUCUGGGUCCACAUGGCUUGUGAAAUCAGUGCACUAAGGAUCUACAGCAGACACUUGCACAGAGAAGGAAACGGUGCCAUCUUGUGUGCUGCUGGUGUUUGGUGCGGCCCAAUCAGAACCACUGUGCCAGCCUGCUAAGGUGUUCAUUUCUUAAGAAAGGAGAACUGUUUCUCUGUUUUUAUUAGAUGUUUUAUCAAAAAGUAGACUCCUGGCAACAGUACAGAGCUGGAUCGAAAACUCAAAUUGUUUAGGAUUUGCUUUGGUUUUUAAUUGUCCUUUAAUGUCAUCUUUGCUUGCCAAAUCUUGCAUCUACUUUAUUGCAGUACCUAGCCAUGUUUUUUUUCCUGACAGUAUUGUGAAAUGUCACUAGCAAUGUGGUCAUUAUACAGUUACGAACAUUUGGGUGAAAAGUUGCCAAGUGUCAGCAUAGAACAGUGUGCUUGUGGAUGCACUUUAGAGAAGAUUGAAGUAGUCGAGGUUCACUGUUCUUGUGAUCAGUGUAGCCAUAGCUGCACAUCGGCACAUCCUUGCUUUCGUUUUCUGGAUCAUCUUUGCAUUAAGUAUUCCAUUGGUAUUUCAAAGAUCACAACUAUAUGUAUCCCAACAUCCAACUUUUUAAAUCUGCAUAUGCAAUGUCUAGCAAUAAUAAUCUUCAUUUUAAAAUAUUGCAGAUAAAAAUUUCAAAUGGGAGUAAUACAAGGUGUGUGCUGUUGACUCUAAGCAAGGUACUGCAGCAUAAAACACCUGGAAGCUGGCUCCUGUGAAUAUAUCAUGUAAAUAAUGAAUACAAUAUUAUAUUAUAUAUACACUUUUAUAGGUCACAUUUACAGAUUUUUUUUGUUUGCACAGCAUUGGUGAGGCUAAUUAUUUGAUGGACUUAUUUCUGUACACAUGCCUUUUAGCAUCAUUUCAGGUUGUCAGUCCUGUUUGCGCCUGGCCUUGACAAUGGAACUAAUUUGUAUGAAUGUGCAAAAUGUUUAGAUUUUUCCAUGUCGCCAUCUAGAUUUUAAUUUUACAAAAAGCCUGCAUUUCUUUCUCUUUCCCCUCCCUCACAAUUCCUGACCCUCACCUUCUCUAAUUUCAUUUUCAAAAGGAGGUGCUUCUGAAAAGUACAACUGUAUUAAUCUUGACCUUUGAGGUUUAAAUCAACUAAACAGCAACUGAUCAAAAAUUUGAACGAUUUAUUUCUCUCUGGUUUUCCUUUUAAUUUGUAUUGAGAUAGAAUUCCCCAUCAUGCCAUUUGACCACCCUCACCUCUGAGAAGGAAGGUGAGGGGGGAGUUGCUUGUAAAUUGUUGAACAGUUAAUAAUUGCUGAAUCCCUUGUGAUGGAUGAUGUAAGGAUCAUGGUGAAGAGGAGACUUUCUGUGACUUCUACUUAUUCAGGGAGAUGGAAUAUAAUUUUCAUCAUUAAAAUGCGAUCCAAUUCUGGUGUCGGGCCUGAGUGACAUUGCCUCAAACAGCAAGUUUUACAGUUGUACUCCAAAGGAAUAACAGUCUGUACAUGAUGUAACUUACUGAUUCCGUAUAAUUCUGAAUGAGCAAACUGCAUGAUGACUUGAUGAAUGAGUGACAGAACUGAGCAACGUGCAAUUCCAUGGGCAACACAGUAAUAUAAGACUAAAUUUUGUUUGCUUUGGUUUUUGCGGGUACUGGUAUUCUGAGUUGCAUCUGCCUUCAGCUCAUUGAUCUGGAAGAAACCGUGUUAAGAGUAAAUGUCACUGAUUUAAGAUUGUUUAAUCAAAGGCAAAAUUCUUUGAUUGCAGUGGGGUUUUUUUUUCUGGUAGUUACAAAAAAAUAUAUAAUACUGUAGGUGAAUGAGACUGAUUAAACUAUAAAUAUAAUAUUGGCAAAUCACCUUGAAGGUAACACAGGGUGGAAUCAAUUUACACGCCUUUAAUUGUUCAUUGCCCUACCUACUUCUACUUUGCUUUACCUUCCACUUUUCCUGUUUCUUCUGUAAUUUGUUUCUGAAAACCAUUGUUUGGUAUGUAUCAUCUUAAUGUUUCCGAAGAUAAAUAGGUAGGUCUGCUACUGCAUUAAGAAGUAAAACGUACAGUAAGGACAUACAUACAAAAUCACGACCUCUAUUUUAAUACAGAGUUGGAUAUGCCACUGUCAAGAUGAAACUUGUUUCCCUAAGUAGAGACAGCAUUAUAAAUGGAUACUUUUACCUAAUGAUUUUAGCUUAAAUGUUCAGCUAGUAAAGAAAUCUAUGCAACAGUUCAAUCACAAUUAUCGUUUGCGUGGAGAUUGAGACAAAAUGCUGUUUCUGGCAACAUUUAUGAAUAUUAUCACAAAUUGAAUACUAUCACAAAUUGCACCUACUUUGGUUGAAGCAAUGGAUAUGUGUUGUGUAGUUAAUGGCCUGAGGCCUCCUCUGAUCAUAUUGAUCACUUAACAGGUUUUUAUUAAAUGACUUGUUGCUUUCAACAGCAGCUGAUACAUUCCACAACUAUUCAAUGGAGGGGUGUUUUUGUAUAACCCAUACACAGGAGAAACGCAGCAUUUAAUAUACACUUUUCGAUAAAUUACUGACUGUUCUUAACUUGAAAGCAUGUGUGCUUCAUUAGGAGAACAUUGAUCAAUAGCACCUGAUUUUGUUCAGUUUGGGAUGACAGAGUGGUGCUGGCUACACAGCUGCCUCUCAGUUCCAGUGACCCAGAUUCGGUCUUGACUUUGGGUGCUGCCUGUGUGUGGAAUUCUUAUGUUCUCCCCGUGACCACGUGGGUUUCUUGAGGUGCUCUGGUUUCCUCCCACAUUCCAAAGAUAUGCUGGUUAGUAGGUUAAUCAGCUACUGAAAAUGGCCCUAGUGCAGAUUGACCAGGGAACUUUGUUGGGGGAGGGGAGGUUGUUGAUGGUGCUGCAAAUAGAAAAGUGGGAUUCAUGUAGAUAGGUGCUUGAUAGAUAUUGCAGCAUGGAUGUUGUAGGCUGAAAGGCCUGUUCCCCUGCUGUUUGACUUUGACUCUAAGAACCCUUCUCUGACCCCUGCUUAAAUCAGAAAGCUGUCUGUCGGAAGUCAGUAUUAGGCAGCUAUUGGUGCUCCAUGGUGUGCAAAUGAACCAAACCAAACUCUGGCUAUCUGAAGUCAAACAUAGAUGGAGUUGAGCAAUAGAUGCAGCACAGAUAUUCCAGCACAUCUGUUGUUUAGCCAGUGUAAAAUGCCUGUUGACUCCACUCGCCUGGAAAUUAAGAACCAGUUCUUAAGUAAUGAAAGUGGUAUUAAAUGUUUUAUUUAUACGUGGGCAAUUCAGAGUUGAGAAGUUAUUUUGCCAGGCUUUUUUGUUUAAAGGGGAAUCAGUUAAGUGAAAAUACUCAGGUUUGCCGUACAUCUACAUUUUCGUCAAAACACAACAAAAUAAAACAGCUAAAUUAGCCUGAUGUUGUGUUGGCCUGGCAAUAACCCAGUAACCUGACAUUGUGAGUGGGCUGACUGCGAUGCAGUAGCAGAUUCUUAGUAUGAAAUACCUGGAAAAAUAAAUGCUUCAUUAUAUUCAGUUGCAUUUCUUGUGUCUCAAGGAGGAAAUAGAUAUUAAAAAUGCACUUUUUACAUUUGGUAAAGAAUUCUGUUAAGAAUAUAACCAAUUAAUGUGCAUCUAUUAUUGUUCACUGAUUUUACAACUCUUUCACAUCGUGGGGAAAUAACUUGCUCUCCUUACAAGAAGUAGGCAUGCUGAUUCAAUGGAUUUCCAGAACAUCCCUACUAAAACAUUAGACACUGCAGAUGUAAGGCAGGAUUUCUGGUUUAAAGGUAUUUGGGUCUCAAACUGCAGCCCAGUAUAUAAACAUUCCUUGGUGCCUGAACAUGCCCAGUUACAGCUGGUGACAUGGUACCUUGCAUACUCAGGCAUUUAAUUCUCAACACAAACUGUAUUUUGGAGCCAAUUUUGGAUUGAUUCUUCUGGUACUAGUCCAAGGUGGAUGGCAUGGGAAAAAUCACUUGUAUCUCACAGGAAAAGGCCAUUACUUAUGUUGUAUAACAUUUCCAAUUUACAAAAAUAGUUAUUUUACAUGACUUAGAGAAGCAGUGCAAGGUUUUUGCAUUUUAUUUUUCUUUCCAGAGCUAAUUACUACAAGCUUACAAAAAUAGCAACAUUUGAUUAUUUUUUAAACUUGAAUUAACUGCUGAUUUUUCUCGGCUACAUUUUUUGUUUUAGCAAGGAAUAUUUUUUAAAAAAUCAAUGCACCAACUCCUCUUAAAACAUGUUUAUUCCUUCAAAGAAUGGAAUUACUCCUGUUUGCCAAAGGGUGCAAGGUUAUCAGUGGAUCUGAUUGAGGAGGGGCACAAUUAUCAAAAUUGUCAAAAGUACUUUGAUUUUAUUGAUAGCUCAGAAGGUUCAGCCACAUAGCAGGUGAGCCACACAGGUCAGGACAGCUCCAGGUUUGAUCCCUUUUUUUAAAACUGUGGAAGAGGACUGAUGCUCUACAAUUGUCCUUACUGACUCUGGGGAGGAAGAAACUGGCUGGGAAUCUUACUCCCAAUACUGUUAAAAUCUAUACAUCAAUGGACAUCGGGGAAGCACAGGGACAAGAGUAGCCAUAUGAUGCAAACUCUCCUGGAUUGUUAUUGAAUAGUUGCUGCUUGGGUUAGGUAUCUCAGGACCCAGUUGCCUGUGGAACAAUGGUCCAGCAUGGAUCCAAUGUCAUCAGGAAGGCAGUUGUAGGAAAGCAUAUUUUGUGAGGAUACUGUAUCUUUAGUCAAUUUUAAAUGACUCUGAUUUUAUUCCAAGUGAAACUUCAGUGACACUGUUUACAAAUUGGUGUCAUCCUUUCAGGCUGAACACAGACUUUGUGUAAUAUCAGUAACUCAUUUUGAAAAUUGAAAAGUUUGGGCUGCAUGUUUUCAGACUACCACGUUGAUUCCCACCCUUCCUGACAGUAAGUGACCAUUUUACCCAAUGUUACUUCACAUCACAGAAUGAGUUCAGAGCACUGUGAAUAAAAUGGAGUUAUAUUUUUAAUGCUGAAAAUUACCAUUUUAAAUUUCUGUACAAUUAUUAUGUGCGAUCUUAAAUGGUGCUCUUGGAGAUUUGGGAUUUCUAGGUAAAACGUGUGCGAUUAUAGAUUUUUAAUUUUUUUUUCAUUUCUAGAUUGCUUAUGGCUUUAGAAAUUGAGAUCGUGUAUUCAAACCCAUUUCUUAACUGAUAACACCAAAUUGUACAUUAAUAUAGUUAAUGUAUAGGUUUAUUCAGUGGAGCAAACUAUUUAUUAUUUAAAUAAGAAAUAAUUAAAUGCAAGUAUUAUAAUGAGUCACUUUUUUGUUUUUCCUUUUUGCUUUGGCCUAUUUUGUUUUUAAUUCUUUGUAUCAUAAUUAUGAAUUUGAUAAAUUUAUCAUGCUGGAAAAGCAAUAUUUGAAAGGCCAUCUGGAGGAGACACAGUAUUGAAGAGUAGAGAGGAUUCAAUGAAGCAUAGUCUCAAAGAUUUCUAGUGUUGCUGUUUGUAUCCCUAUGUUACAUUUCGAGCAAAGCAAGAAAGAAAGAAAAUUCAUUUUAAGAUGGCUCUGCAGGAUAAAGGUGAAAUGAUUAGCAGAUAUUGCUUUUACUGAUUUAUUUGCCUCAAUGUUAAUGUUGUAAAUAAAGAUUUCUAUUUAAAAUGUCUUUGGCGAUUUGUUACCGUAUCUUGCUAUUCAGCUGUUUGGAAACAGAUGUUGUAAAAAAGCAUUCUGUAAAAGAUGUACAUUAAAUACACACAAGCCAUGUCUGAAUAAAUUUUCAUGAUAUUAAAGUGUGUGAAUGUGAAUGUUAAAAGAACA
Molecule: messenger RNA, 10641 nt
Organism: Pristis pectinata (smalltooth sawfish)
Lineage: Eukaryota; Metazoa; Chordata; Chondrichthyes; Rhinopristiformes; Pristidae
Product: nuclear receptor coactivator 3-like
Exons: 24
Coding region: 512-4855 (1447 amino acids)
Biological process (GO): cellular response to hormone stimulus; positive regulation of transcription by RNA polymerase II
Cellular component (GO): nucleus
Molecular function (GO): protein dimerization activity; nuclear receptor binding
Source: RefSeq, a predicted model, not a curated record